Saprolegnia parasitica CBS 223.65 is the source of this 717-nucleotide messenger RNA. RefSeq lists its product as hypothetical. The annotation marks the transcript as partial. Lineage: Eukaryota; Oomycota; Saprolegniomycetes; Saprolegniales; Saprolegniaceae. The record is from RefSeq and is a predicted model, not a curated record. Gene Ontology annotation, cellular component: membrane. Gene Ontology annotation, molecular function: oxidoreductase activity, acting on paired donors, with oxidation of a pair of donors resulting in the reduction of molecular oxygen to two molecules of water. The transcript has a single exon. Gene Ontology annotation, biological process: lipid metabolic process.
AACCUCCAUGCGACGCCCGAGAUCGCCUUCCACGGCGACCCGGACAUUGACACGAUGCCGAUCCUCGCGUGGUCGCUCAAGAUGGCGCAGCACGCCGUCGACUCGCCCGUCGGUCUCUUCUUCAUGCGCUACCAAGCGUACUUGUACUUUCCCAUUCUGCUCUUUGCGCGCAUCUCGUGGGUGAUCCAGUCGGCCAUGUACGCCUUCUACAACAUUGGGCCUGGCGGCACCUUUGACAAGGUCCAGUACCCUCUGCUCGAGCGCGCCGGCCUCCUGCUCUACUAUGGCUGGAACCUCGGCCUUGUGUACGCCGCCAACAUGUCGCUGCUGCAAGCGCUGUCGUUCCUCUUUGUGAGCCAGGCGUCGUGCGGCCUCUUCCUCGCGAUGGUCUUUAGCGUCGGCCACAACGGCAUGGAGGUGUUUGAUAAGGACAGCAAGCCCGACUUUUGGAAGCUCCAAGUGCUCUCGACGCGCAACGUGACGUCGUCGGUCUGGAUCGACUGGUUCAUGGGCGGCCUCAACUACCAAAUCGACCACCACUUGUUCCCGAUGGUGCCCCGGCACAACCUCCCGGCGCUCAACGUGCUCGUCAAGUCGCUCUGCAAGCAGUACGACAUUCCGUACCACGAGACGGGCUUUAUCGCGGGCAUGGCCGAAGUCGUCGUGCACCUCGAGCGCAUCUCGAUCGAGUUUUUCAAGGACUUUCCAGCCAUGUAA